AUGACCUUCUCGUACGACAAAGAUGUUGGUGUGGGACUGAAGAUGAUGAAAAGCUUCGCAAGCAAAAUGGGUGUACCCCUAAACUUCGAGGGAAUCCCGGCCGGUGAUGUCGAGACACGGCGAGCACAGUUCUGGAAGAUGGUGGCUAUAAUGCCGGCAUCUAAGCCAUCUGUUCUUGAAAAUAUUGAGAUCAGGGACUCUACUAAGAAGGAAGGAGAGGAACAACCUGCACCAGGGCCAGCGGUUUAUCACGUUCACGGAGGUGGACUGAUUCUCGGGAAUAUCGAUCUCUCAGCACCACCCGUGAUACGCGAGGUCCUCGCGACAUCAGUCCCGGUUCUCACAGCAGAUUACAGCCUCGCACCCGAGAAACCCCCAUCUAACCCCGGUAAACGACGUUGA
Messenger RNA from Talaromyces stipitatus ATCC 10500, 402 nucleotides. RefSeq lists its product as uncharacterized. The coding region runs from base 1 to 402 and encodes 133 amino acids. The transcript is spliced from 2 exons. NCBI's taxonomy places the organism in Eukaryota, Fungi, Ascomycota, Eurotiomycetes, Eurotiales, Trichocomaceae. The record is from RefSeq and is a predicted model, not a curated record.